UCAGGUCCCUCAGGAUGGUGACUGGCUUGGCCUGGCUAAUGAAUGGAUGCUGGGGAUCCGCAAGAAUAUCAAGCGUCAAGCAAAGGUCUUCCUGUGUCUGUCUUCAAAAGGAGCCUGGUUUUAUCACCUGUAAGAGCUGCGUGGCCGUCACUCUCUGUUCAGGAUUCUUCACCAAACACUUCUUGACAAAGUCCGUGAAGUCGUCCGACCACAGCUCUGGUUUUCGGAAUGUCGGUGGAGGGUUGGUGGGGAUCAUGAAGAUGGCCUGAUGGGGAAGAAAAGUAAACAUGACACAUCACAUCUUCGUAUAGUACUUAAAAAAAAAAAAGAAUACUUGCUCUCAUGGGAUGGAUGUCUGCAUAAGGAGGCUUGCCCUCUGCCAUCUCGAUGGACGUGAUGCCAAGGGACCAGAUGUCGGCCACACAGUUGUAGCCGAUCUCCUGGAUCACCUCCGGGGCCAUCCAGAAAGGGGUUCCAAUCACGGUGUUCCUCUUUGCCAUGGUGUCCUGCGGAGGUAAAACUGUUAUCAUUUGGGCCCCGCUCCAAUGGAAUAUCACCAUCCUUGAGCUCGGAUCUUACCGUCAGCUGCCCGGCCACUCCAAAGUCAGCCAGCUUGGCGUGUCCCUCCGUGUUGAGGAGAAUGUUUCCCGCCUUAAUGUCCCGGUGGAUCUUCCUCAUGAAGUGAAGGUAUUCCAGACCCUUCAGGGUUGAUUUUAGAAUGGUGGCGAUCUCAUCCUCUGUCAGCUGGAGGGGGGUAAAUUAUUUUUACACAUGUAUGUUAUGAAUAGCAAGAGUUUGGCCCUGUGAAAGAUUAUUUCUAUUUCCAUUCAUUCCUAUGGGAAAAAAAAACUGUUUCAAAAUCCAUGGUGUUGGCUAGGAGCACCCACCGUUUUGUUACGCAGCCUGAUGAUGUCCGAGACGGAGCCUGCCCCGCAGUACUCCAUGACGAUCCACAGGUCUGUGUUUUUGAAGUAGCUGCCGUAGUACUUCACUACAUAAGGGCUGUGGGGAAAAGCAAAUCCAUACAAUAGUUUAAUCUAAAGUAAACUGACAUGGAUGUUUUUUUCCUGACCUGUCACACUGCUGCAUGAUGGAAAUCUCCUUGAUGAUCUCUUGUAGAUCCGACUCCACAGGAACCUGCUUGAUGGCCACAACCUGUCCUGACUCCUUGUGGAUGGCUUUGAACACGCUGCCAUAAGAGCUAAACACACAGCACACGUCAAUGAAAAGUGUCACAUUUUAUGCAGAGUCUAAAUACUAAAUAACUAAAUAACGCUCACCCUUCACCCAGUUUUUCCAGAACGUCAAACACUUCCUCUGGUUGUUUGGUCAAACUGUCUUCACUGAGUUUUUUCAGCUUGCUGUUGGAAUAAGACAAAUGUAAUGAAAACAACAGCGUGUAAUCAGGUCUCAUCACUGAUCAGCAAAACUAAAGUGUUGUUUCCAGUUAGUCGCAUACAUGUAGCAUACAGCUAAAUGAAAGUUGCUCACUGCAUAUAACAAUAAUAAAUCCUUAUAUGGUUUAAUUAUUUAACUACAUAACCGGAAAGUGUUGGGAGAAGACCGGCGAAGCUAACUGGGGUUAGCAUCAUCACCGGUUAGCUUGGCAGCUACCGCCUGUGUUGGGGUUUUUAAACAUAUAUACAAACAACAGCAGUCAAACCUUUUCGGGGCGGAUGGAUCCAUGGUUUAAGAAUGUCAAAUUAUACAAAAACACCCGCAAUGGAAUGAUGUUUAGUUGCUUUAUCUGCUAUGAUCACCGUGUGAACAUUGUCGUCGUUGUUGUCAAAAAAAGUAGAGGCGAGCGAGAGGACUAGCAGUGUCUUCGUCAGGUGAUAGACGUUUGUGGAUUUUUUUUUUAUUUUUAUACCAGCGCGUCCCCUGCCGACUCGGAGUAUAAAGGCAUCUCAUUCGGACCAAUCAUACAUCAUUUUACUUCGAGGUGCGUGCAAUUACUCACUACGCAUGUGCAAUUCAGGAAGUAGCGUGUUUCUGACGAGAGUAGAGCAAAACAGCGAACUUGGUUUGUGAACACGUACACAAAAUGGACCCACCGAGAGAAGUACAGCCGCCCAAGCAGCAGCCCAUGUUCUACAUAUGUGGAGAGUGCCACAAGGAAAACGAAAUAAAAGCCCGUGAUCCAAUCCGGUGCAGGGAGUGCGGCUACAGGAUCAUGUACAAGAAGAGAACAAAUAGAUUGGUUGUUUUUGAUGCCCGAUGAUUGUUUUUGAGUUUGUGCUGUUUGUAGUUGACCCAGUGUGUUGUUUUAUUAAAAGAUGAUUUUCACUUACCUUUUUUUGUGUGUUUUGAGUGUAAACUUACACACCCCCAUUUGAAAAUGGACAAUUUUUCCAUCCUCUUGGGGGAAUGUUGGAAGAUCUCAUUGCCUAUUUUUUUGUUGUGCACCAUAAACGUGUUUUUUUUAAUUCCAUGAUUUUUGAUUGGUAUACUUCCAUUAGGUGGAGUGGUAUAUAUUAAAUUAGGUAAAAAUGCACAUGAAUUAUAUUAAUAUGUUUGUUACAUUAAAAUAUACGGCCAAAAUCAAGUAGAUGAUGGCAAUAUCAGAAGACAUUGUGUAUGAAUGCUUAAGAGCUGAAGAAAAAAAACGAAUUGAGGUGGAAAGGCACAAAUGUCGAAAUGCAGAAUAAAUAAAAGUAAGCAGAAGAGCGUUGAAAUGUAAACUGUAUGAAUACUAAGUGUUUUAUAUAAGUUUUUAUGUAUGAAAACAGCUAAAACUAAUUUUAGCAUGUAACACCUACCAUGGUAGCACUAAGCUGCCUGCAUUUGUUAAUACUAGCAAAGAGAUGGCAAAAAUGCUACCAUGCUAAUGUCAGACUGCUAGUAAUGCUAACUGCUAGCAUGCUAACAGUAGCAUGAUAAUGAAUACCUAGCAUGAUAGCACUAAUUUUUUAUGAGUUUCUACUAAAUGGCUGAAAUGCUACUAUGCUCAUGAUAACACACUAACAUUAGCAUCAAAUA
Molecule: messenger RNA, 2979 nt
Organism: Doryrhamphus excisus (bluestripe pipefish)
Lineage: Eukaryota; Metazoa; Chordata; Actinopteri; Syngnathiformes; Syngnathidae
Gene: polr2k
Product: RNA polymerase II, I and III subunit K
Biological process (GO): DNA-templated transcription
Cellular component (GO): RNA polymerase I complex; RNA polymerase III complex; RNA polymerase II, core complex
Molecular function (GO): zinc ion binding; DNA binding
Source: RefSeq, a predicted model, not a curated record